Messenger RNA from Brachypodium distachyon (stiff brome), 2009 nucleotides. Its product is annotated as 3-ketoacyl-CoA synthase 11. Gene Ontology annotation, cellular component: membrane. The record is from RefSeq and is a predicted model, not a curated record. The transcript has 2 exons. Gene Ontology annotation, biological process: fatty acid biosynthetic process. Bases 176 to 1735 code for a protein of 519 amino acids. Gene Ontology annotation, molecular function: acyltransferase activity, transferring groups other than amino-acyl groups. Lineage: Eukaryota; Viridiplantae; Streptophyta; Magnoliopsida; Poales; Poaceae.
UCACUCCUCUUCCUCCUCGCCCCUCCUCCCGUGUUGCUCGCGACGGCAAAGGCAGGGAGAGAGAAGGCGGCGGCGGCGGCAGCGGCAGCAGCGGAUCCGGCGGUGGAUCCCUUCUUCUUAGAGUCGGAAUCUGCUCUCGCUCCGGCCAUUUUGUUUCAGCGCCCGCAGGUUGACCAUGGACAACGACGCAGCGCCGCCGGCCGAUGCCGCCGCGGGGGAGCGCGCGGCGUCGCCGUCGCGGCGGCUGCCGGACUUCCUGCAGUCGGUGCGGCUCAAGUACGUGAAGCUGGGGUACCACUACCUCAUCACCCACGGCAUGUACCUGCUGCUCACCCCGCUCAUCGUGCUCGUCGCCGUCCACCUCUCCACGCUCUCCCCGGGCGAGGUCGCCGACCUGUGGGCGCACCUCCGCUUCAACCUCGUCUCCGUCGUCGCCUGCUCCACGCUGCUCGUCUUCCUCUCCACCGUCUACUUCCUCACCCGCCCGCGCCCCGUCUACCUCGUCGACUUCGCCUGCUACAAGCCGGAGCCGGAGCGCCGGUGCACGCGUGACACCUUCAUGCGCUGCUCCAAGCUCACCGGCAACUUCACCGACGCCAACCUCGAGUUCCAGCGCAAGAUCCUCGAGCGCUCCGGGCUCGGCGAGGACACCUACCUGCCGCCCUCCUUGGUCAGCGUGCCGCCCAACCCCUCCAUGGACGAGGCGCGCAAGGAGGCGCAGCUCUGCAUGUUCGGCGCCAUCGACGACAUGCUCGCCAAGACCGGGGUGAAGCCCAAGGACAUUGGGAUUCUUGUGGUGAAUUGCAGCCUGUUCAACCCGACGCCUUCGCUGUCGGCCAUGGUGGUGAACCAUUACAAGCUGAGGGGGAACAUAAUCAGCUACAAUCUGGGAGGAAUGGGCUGCAGUGCUGGCCUCCUGUCCAUAGAUCUGGCCAAAGAUUUGCUGCAGGUGCAUCCCAACUCGUAUGCGCUGGUGGUCAGCACAGAGAACAUGACUCUGAAUUGGUAUUUUGGGAACAACCGUUCGAUGCUUGUGUCGAAUUGCCUGUUCCGGAUGGGGGCCGCAGCGAUCCUGCUGUCGAACAAGAGAUCAGACAGAUGGAGGUCCAAGUACGAGCUGGUGCACACUGUGAGAACUCACAAGGGUGCAGAUGACAAAUGCUUCAGCUGCGUCACCCAGGAGGAGGACGAUGAUGGCAAGGUUGGUGUGGCACUGUCAAAGGACCUCAUGGCGGUGGCUGGUGAUGCGCUCAAGACAAACAUCACGACACUUGGCCCGCUUGUGCUACCAUUCUCAGAGCAGCUGUUAUUCAUGCUCACGUUGGUUGGUAAGAAGUUGCUCAAGAUGAAGAUCAAGCCAUACAUUCCUGACUUCAAGCUCGCAUUUGAGCACUUCUGCAUCCAUGCCGGUGGGCGCGCUGUGCUGGAUGAGAUAGAGAAGAACAUGGACCUCACCGAUUGGCACAUGGAGCCGUCACGGAUGACAUUAUUCCGCUUCGGUAACACGUCCAGCAGCUCGCUCUGGUACGAGCUGGCCUACAGCGAGGCGAAGGGGAGGAUCAGGAGACGCGACAGGAUCUGGCAGAUAGCGUUCGGUUCAGGGUUCAAGUGCAACAGCGCAGUCUGGAAGGCGCUACGAUCAGUGAACCCGGCGAAGGAGAAGAACCCCUGGAUGGACGAGAUCGACACGUUCCCGGUGGAUGUUCCGAAGGUUUCAAAGGUCUCGAGCGUCUGAAAUACUUUGCCUGUUGAGCACUGUCACUCACAGUGCGUCUGAUGAAUCUUAGUAUUGGAUUUCUGUUUUUCAUUGUUAGGGUGAUAUGUUGGGGGAUUAAUUUUAGAUGAUUCCAUUAGGUGGCACAGAGGAGGUCCCAGCAGGGCGGUGGUGUUUUGUUCAGUUUAUGGCAUCGAUCGGUUUCUGCAAAUUCUGAUUGAAUAUGUUUUUAAUAUCUGGUGUUUCAUGUGGAUCAAGAAUCCUGGCCCCAGAGGAGGGUACCGCAUUAGUUUUU